AUGGCGAAUCACGUCGAUGUCGAAAUCCAGGACCGUCAGACCCAGGUGCCACUGUGUGAUUUGGGCUUCGGCCCACUCUCCUGCUUUGUGACGAUGAAACCCUUCUCCUGUGACUACCUGACGCCCAUCAAGACUCCAUCGCGCCCCCACUCGGUGCAAAACCCGCCGCCAGACGAGUGGCGAGGCGCUCCAAUCUGGGAAGAGACAGAGACCAAGACAGAUCCCCCAAGUUUCGUUCCGACGACGAAGCCGAAAGCUGCGAACACCGCGGCGAACUCUGCGCACCCUGGCGCUGCGAACUCCGCCCUGGGAUCUCCCAAGCUCUUGACGACCGAUGUGACCUCCAUGCAAAGCUUCAGCAGCGGUGGAAGUUCCCCAACGCGGCGGCCCAAGAGAACGUCUCCGAAAGCCAAGACGAUGAGCCUCCCAAAACCGGCGCAGGUUUUGAGCACCUCCAGGUACAGCACCUCAGCAGCAGAAGGUCAGGACUUUCCCGACGAGUCCAAGCCACGUGCCACCAAGUUCCAAAGCGACGAGGAGGACAAGCAGCGUUUGCUGGACGCCUGGGCUUCGGGGCGACUCAUCGAGGCGAAUCGCUUGGUGCAGAAGUCCAUCACGUCGGGUCGUCGGUAUCACCUGAAGGUGAAGGACGUGGUGGACUUGGAAGUGGUGCAGCGCGUGGGAGAACACUAUGCCCAUGUCGCGUGGCGACGACUUGGCAGCAAUCCGUCGGAUCGAUGCGGCGUGCCCGAGUCGUUGGACGAGCUGGUCCAACAGGAGGAAGGAGCAGAGCAGAGCAGAAGGAUCGAACGCAAGUCUCGCUUUUGGCGAAAUGUUCGAGAUGGGGAGAAUGCAGGGGAUAUUUGGGGAACGGAGGAGUCUUUCCAAAGGAUCAAAGAUUUCUUGCUCAAUCUUCCUGGUUGGGAGUCUUGCUGUAUAUAA
Messenger RNA from Durusdinium trenchii, 942 nucleotides. Lineage: Eukaryota; Dinophyceae; Suessiales; Symbiodiniaceae. The record is from the annotation of a GenBank genome assembly.